Molecule: messenger RNA, 922 nt
Organism: Micromonas commoda
Lineage: Eukaryota; Viridiplantae; Chlorophyta; Mamiellophyceae; Mamiellales; Mamiellaceae
Exons: 1
Coding region: 5-802 (265 amino acids)
Biological process (GO): chlorophyll biosynthetic process
Molecular function (GO): protein binding
Source: RefSeq, a predicted model, not a curated record
CGCCAUGCUCGCCCGCGCCCCCAUCGCGUCCAAGUUCGCCGUCGCCGGUGCGUCGCGCGUCGACCUCCGCGCCCGCGGUCGCGCGCCCGCGGUCGUCCCCCGCGCGUCCGCCCCCGGCCAGGGCUCCACCGGCCGGACCGGACCAACGUCAUCCCGCACCGACGUCGCGUCACCCGACGAUGUCAGGGCUCUCAUGCCCCGCACCGUCGACCGCGCGCGGCUCGUGGCGCAGGUCUCCGCCAAGGCCGCCCCCGCGCCACCCGCGGAAAGCCCGCCAUCCGCGUUCGUGCUGUGGUGCCGCGGUAACUGGGGGUACUUCGCCGCGCUGCAGACGGUCGCGCUCAUCGGCGCAUCGUACAACGGGCGGUUAGCGCGGAAGCGACGAUUGGAGAUCGCCGACAUCAACGACAAGCUCCGCGCCAUGAUGGCCAAGUACGAGGGCAAGCUGGGAUCCGUGGACGACGACGACGUAGGGCCCGCGUCCGAGGCGCUCGCGGCGGCCAAGGCGGCGCUCGUGGCGGGCGACUUUGACGCCGCCGCGGGCAAAUUCUCCGAGGCGAAGGCGAUCGCGCAAAAGCACGGCGACUCCUCGGCGGUGCUGUCGGGAGCGAAGGGAACCGCGACGGCGCUGAUGCGCGCGGGGCAGCUCAGGGCGGCGGUGGCGGAGCUCGAGAGCGUGGUGGAUCUGGCGGUGAGCGAGGGGGACAGCUCGGUGUACGGCAUGCUCGGCGACGCGCACACCGACCUCGCCGAGCUCGGCAAGGCUGGAGCGUAUUACGACAAGUGCCUCGCCAUGGACUGAUGAGACAGACGCGGGUUUGUGUCGACGACGCGUGGACCUGGGUGGGAGCGAGUCGAGGGGGAGGGAUGCAGCGGAUUAAGAGCCGUGGAGCGUAGUCCUUAACACAUGUUUUAUGCGCGU